Solea solea (common sole) is the source of this 721-nucleotide messenger RNA. It is a transcript of the gene lyrm1, whose product is annotated as LYR motif containing 1. Bases 107 to 466 code for a protein of 119 amino acids. The record is from RefSeq and is a predicted model, not a curated record. Gene Ontology annotation, cellular component: mitochondrion. NCBI's taxonomy places the organism in Eukaryota, Metazoa, Chordata, Actinopteri, Pleuronectiformes, Soleidae. The transcript has 5 exons.
GUCAUCAACAGGCGACACAUAUGUGUGUUCAUUUUUCUCCUUCUGCCCUAGCCAGCAACUUCUGGUGAUUAACCUCGUCUACAGACUCAGUCGAUUGUGAUCCCAGAUGACGCCUUGCACACGCACGACAGUGCUGUCGUUGUACAUGCGGGUGUUUCGCAUCGCCCGAACCUGGCAGGCACAGAGUGGCUGUGAGACAGAGACUGAGAGAAAAUACAUACUUCAGGAGGCUCGCUCUCUGUUCAGACAAAACCAGCAGCUCACAGACCAGGAGUCAAUAAAACGGUGUGUGGAAGAAUGUGAGGCGAGGAUAGAAAUAGGUCUACAUUACAGGAACCCAUAUCCAAGGGCUACCUACUUACCGCCAUUGGGCUUGGCAACUCAGAAGGGCAGGAGGCUGCGGGCACAGCAGCGCCUGAGGAAGCAGGCCAAGCCAAUUUACCUACAGUCUCAUGACGAGACCUGAUGUUCCGUUUCAGCGAUGUUCGCGAAGGGUUCAGGUUACCGAGGACAGGGAACAAGAGUGCAGUCACAGGUGCCAGCGCUCGGUGAAGCAGGAAUACCUGUCGUUCAGGAAAAAGGCCGUCUUUAUCAGCAUCAUUUAUCGCAGAAAAGGAGCGCCAUUGAGGCUGUCAGUGUGGUUUGACAUUGUUAUGUAAAGUUGAGUUUUAUUUAUUUUUCUGUGCAAAUUUUGUUAUGAAUAAAUUCUGAUUAAUCUGCA